GUCAAGGAUUUAAUUUCAAAACAGCCCACCCCUCUUUGCUGGCAAUAAACGUGGGUGGUGGGGAGAAAUAUGCCGUCUCUGGAGUUCGUAUAUAGUGCACCAUCCCCCCGGUGUCUGCUGGCAGGCCUGGAUUAGGUGGAUGCAGAGCUGUUAAUCCUAUCCUAGUUUUCAAAACAAGCCCUUCUGUAUAAUAAGAAGUAAAUCUCAUUUUGGGCUGCGGACUUGAUUCAACGGAAAAUGCAGUGAAAUGAGGGUGCCGGUGGUUAGUACAAAUCCGUUUCCUUUGGAUUUGGGCCAGCGAGUGGGUGUCUGAGGGCGAACUCUGCAGAAGCAUCUCCUAGGCGUGUUUGGGUUCAGGUUUGAUUAAAAAAAAAUAAUAAAUAAAUGUAUUACCACAUUACCAUGACUUAUUUGGGAAAAAAAAAAAAAAAAAGGAAAUUGUGUGUUCUGGCAUGUUUCCUAACCCUUUCAGCAUUGAUCUUAAAUUACCUGCUAAAAUUCAUACAGCAGGGCUGUGCACUGCCAGGGGUUGCGCAGUCUCAGGGGUGGUGGGGAGGCUCCAGGUGCCACCUCUUCUGGCACUUCUUUUUGUGCCCAAGGCCACUUGUGUCCAUCAGCUGUCAGGGACCUGUCCUGAGGGUCUGUCCUGACGCUCGUUUGGCGAGCAGGGGAAGGGGGAAGCACAGGAAUACACCCCGCCUGACUCCCCCCAUCUGCCAGGGGAGUCACAGAAAUCAACCCCUGACUUUAGGAACAACCAAAACAACCUCCUCGGCAUUUAUUAGGUGGUGUAGGCUGCUCGCUACUGUGAGAAUUAAAUCCUUAAAACUUACUUUUCAGUUUAUGAACAGAAAUGUGUGUAAUUACUGACAAAAGGUAAUACAGGCAGUGUACUUGAGUGCGUUUUAAAAUAGAAGCUUAAGUCAGAGUGAAGGAGGUUUAAUUUUUAAAUGCACAAUCCUCUGUUAUGCUGAAGAGAGACCCUAGAACUUACAACUUUACUUUUAAUUAAUUUUUCACUGAAAAGUACAACUUAUCAAAAAUUCACUUAUUUGCACUUACGUAAAUUAUGCUUAUUGAUAUGCACAGACUUAAUGCAGAUAGCUCUGACAUAAAUUAAACUGUUUGCUGAAAGUGAUAAAUUAAAAAUAUCAUCAGCGUUGUAAAACACAGUCAUAAUCUAAAAAUGUCCUAAGUAAGAAACAAGUGAUUUCUUUGUGGUUCGCAUAGACUUUAUGACUAAAUUGCCAGGUUGCUAAUCCAAUUGUUGAAAAUUAAUUCCGUGGUUUAGAAAAAUGUGUUGGUUGAAAUUGUUGCCUGUGCUAUUUCACUUUCUCUGAGGUGGCAACAGUCUGUAGUCCGUUACGGGUUGUGACUGAGAUGGGCAGCUCUGGGUUUGGUUCCUGCUUUGGUCAAGUUGUCCCUUUCUGAGCUUUUGCUCACAAGUUAGGCAAACCAUUUUUCCACCAAAUAACUAACACGUUUAUGAUGUGCUAAUAAAGUUAGGAUAAAUUGCACUUAGUAAUUUUGUAAAAGAAUACUUAGAUUUGCCUUUCUGUCUGAGAAGAAAAAAUAUGUAUUUCGUCAUACAUAGGGCAGUGCAUGGCAGUUUGUGACACUUUUAAAAAUGUCAUUUAUCUUAAAUGGACAGAACAAGGAAAAUUUAGGCCUCAAUGCUUUGCUGCUGCUAUUCUGCUUUUCUUUUUUUCUUGCUGCUAAUUGGAUUAAAAGCCGUUUUGGUUACUAUGGCAUCCCGUGAGGAGAUUACUGUCUGUGAAGAUGAAGUAAGGUCUCGGUACAGCCACUUAGAGAAGAUGACAGAUUUGGUGGCUGUUUGGGAAGUAGCUUUAAGUGAUGGUGUUCAUAAGAUUGAAUUUGAACAUGGGACCACUUCAGGGAAACGUGUUGUCUAUGUUGACGGAAAGGAAGAAAUAAGAAAAGAAUGGAUGUUUAAAUUAGUGGGUAAAGAAACAUUCACUGUUGGAGCAUCCAAAACAAAAGCUACUAUUAACAUUGAUGCAGUCAGUGGCUUUGCGUAUGAAUAUACUUUGGACAUCAAUGGAAAGAGCCUCAAGAAGUAUAUGGAGAACAGGUCAAAAACAACCAAUACUUGGAUAAUGAGCUUGGGUGGUACGGACUAUAGAGUUGUCCUAGAAAAGGACACUAUGGAUGUGUGGUGCAACGGUCAAAAAAUGGAAACAGCGGGUGAAUUUGUAGAAGAUGGGACUGAAACUCACUUCAGUGUUGGUGAUUACAGCUGUUGUAUUAAGGCUGUCAGUAGUGGAAAACGAAAGGAAGGAAUUAUUCAUACCCUUAUUGUGGGUGACAGAGAAAUCCCAGAGGCUGUGGAGUAGCCUCUAGUUAACUGAUUAUUGUAGGACUAAGAUCAGGAAUUUUCAAUUACUGUGGUAAUUAUUUUAAUAUGUACUACUUGGUACAUCUGUUUGUGCUGGGUUUAUUUUCUAGUUUCUGUAUAUGAAAUUAUUCUUUUUGAGGACCAGAUGAAAAUAAUUAUAUACAACCUCUUACAUUACCAGUUUUUAAAAAACUAUAUAUAUAGAAUAUAUAUUAUAUGACUAAGUGAAGACAACACUGGUGAACUGAAGUAGAAAUGAUACACUAGAAAAAAAUCUCACUAUAAUAAAAUGGAAGAUAAAUAUUCGGUAAGAGUGAAUUCUUACAAACUGUGGGUGUAUGUGGAGGGAGGAGGAAGCAUGUGCUGGGCAUUCGAGUAAGCUGUUAAAAUUUUCUCAGUAAUUAUUUUUUUAUUAAACUGACUACCAAUGUUUUUCAGAUGCAGUUAAGCAAAUUACAAAGUUAAUAAAAAGGUUAUUAAUGAAAUA
Molecule: messenger RNA, 2843 nt
Organism: Chroicocephalus ridibundus (black-headed gull)
Lineage: Eukaryota; Metazoa; Chordata; Aves; Charadriiformes; Laridae
Gene: FAIM
Product: Fas apoptotic inhibitory molecule
Exons: 5
Coding region: 1674-2354 (226 amino acids)
Biological process (GO): negative regulation of extrinsic apoptotic signaling pathway via death domain receptors; canonical NF-kappaB signal transduction; positive regulation of neurogenesis
Source: RefSeq, a predicted model, not a curated record